AUGACUUGGGCGACGUUUAAUGAUGCCAAGGUGCUGGAAAUCGAAGAAGACCUCCGUCGCGCGGAGACGCACAUACCGGCGGCGUUCAACAUCAGCGACGGUGACAGCUCUGAAAGAGUGCAGCAGAAGCUUGACUCCGUAGCUUGUGUACAAGCCUGGAAAUUUGCGCUCUUGUUGUACUCGGAACGAGUCUUCCACUGGGAACGAGAGGUUGGUAGGCAGUCAGCACAGAUCACUGCUCUCGCGAGGCAGACUUUGGACACUGUACGGAGUUGUCGUCCGCCCUAUGCAAUCCAGAAGCAGGUGCUUCUUCCUGUCUUUAUAGCGGGUUCAGAGCUCGAUGACAGCUACUCGAGACAAUUCGUGCAGCAGUAUUGCGAGACGUGGCAGGCAAAGACUCGCUACCAGCUGUUUCGAGAUUCCCUCGGAUUGCUGAGGACAAUAUGGAGUCGAAGAGAUCGUUGUGGUGGAGAUGUGAAUGUUUGGUGGGGAUCUGUUCUUCCGGAA
This is a messenger RNA of Pseudocercospora fijiensis CIRAD86, 507 nucleotides long. RefSeq lists its product as uncharacterized. The annotation marks the transcript as partial. NCBI's taxonomy places the organism in Eukaryota, Fungi, Ascomycota, Dothideomycetes, Mycosphaerellales, Mycosphaerellaceae. The record is from RefSeq and is a predicted model, not a curated record. The transcript has a single exon.